This is a messenger RNA of Diaporthe citri, 879 nucleotides long. RefSeq lists its product as uncharacterized. The coding region runs from base 1 to 879 and encodes 292 amino acids. Lineage: Eukaryota; Fungi; Ascomycota; Sordariomycetes; Diaporthales; Diaporthaceae. The record is from RefSeq and is a predicted model, not a curated record. The transcript has 2 exons.
AUGCUGCCCCUCCAUGAAGCUCCGGAGCCAACAGUACGGACUUCAGGCGACAAUGAUGGAGCCAACCUCAGCGAUGAAGGAAGCGUCGAGGAAAACCCACUGCAAUGGCAUGGCGACCACUGGGACGAGCUACUGGACUAUGAGAGUCCUUACAUCGACGCGUGGCCUGGAGAAGAGUGGCUAACUACGCACCUUGAACUGGACGACAGGAGUGUGUCGAACGAGCAGCUCUUCAAUAAUCCUGGCACUCAGUAUUGGUUGCCAAAGCUGGCAGGUCUGGCCCGUAGUGAUUUUACAACGCUCAAGUUUGCGCCAGGGCGUUUUCUUCCAGCCAAGAUCCCUCUUUUCACAGACGACGAGACUGGCGACGAAUACCAAAUCGCUCUACGUCUCUCAGACAAAUUUAUAUACACAGAUUGUCCGAGAGAUCCAGUACCAUUCAACGAACGAGCCGAGCCUCUUUCCAGAGUCUUUUACCAAGAGGUGCCCGCAGAAACGACGCAACAGCAUGCUGAGCUCCCGCGGUUCAUCAUACCGCUUGGCCCACUGGCAGUUCGCACCAAGUUCCGCGUCCCGGAUCCAGAAAGCUCUGAUAGCCCUCCAACAGAUUUGACGGACUAUCAAGUGGUACUUGACGCAGAGAACGAGGCUAUGCCGCUUUGGCUUCUCUGCUCACGGCGGACGUUGAAGGAACACCACCAGGCGUACGGCGGACGCAACCGUCAGCUCCCCAUCUUCAAAGGGCUAAUGGAACAUGAAGAGUACGGGUAUGAUGCUGCCUGUAUGCUAGACUCGGUGCAACGGCUUAGAGAUUGUCUCAGCUACGAGGAGUCAUGUGACAUGGUCCGGAGGACUCGUGCUGUUGUGCUAUUCGUUUAG